Messenger RNA from Xenopus tropicalis (tropical clawed frog), 2033 nucleotides. The record is from RefSeq and is a predicted model, not a curated record. NCBI's taxonomy places the organism in Eukaryota, Metazoa, Chordata, Amphibia, Anura, Pipidae.
UAACUUUUGAACCAGCAUUCUCUAUGUAAAUAUUAACACACACAACAUGGGAAUGUCCAUCGGCAGCUUUCAAUAACUGUAGUGGAAAUGGAUCUUACCUUUCUCUAAUGCCAGCAGAGGUGACAUCAGAAUAUGUACUUGGGCAGAAAAAGGUUAUUGCUCUCCAUCAGGCUUAUAUCCAGAGCUAUAUAAGAACAAGGACCAUCACUUUCAGUAUGAAAAUGGAGUGGAAGGUGUCAUUUGUAUUUAUGAUUCUGGCAGCAUGCAUGAUUGACUUCAGUUUAUGUCACAUGGAACCAACAAAUACUUUAAAAUCAGUUUUACCAUUGGCAACAAGUGGACAAAAUUCCCACAGUGAUACCAUUUAUGGUAUCAUGUUUGACGCUGGAAGCACUGGUACAAGGAUACACAUAUACAGAUUUAAACAAAGAGCUAGAGGGUCCCAUUUAGAGCUUGAAGGAGAAGUAUUUGAGUCAAUAAAGCCAGGACUAUCUGCUUUUGCUGACCAGCCAAAGAAGGGUGCAGCCACAGUGCGUUUGUUACUGGACUUGGCACAAAAGGAGGUUCCCUCCACUCAGUGGUCACACACUCCCGUUGUUCUAAAAGCAACUGCCGGCCUUCGACUGCUUCCUGAAACUCAGUCAGAUGCUCUAUUGUCAGAGGUAAGAGAAGUAUUUCGUGAAUCACCAUUCCUGGUUCCAGAGAACAGUGUCAGCAUCAUAAAUGGAGCAGAUGAAGGAAUUUUUGCUUGGAUUACAGUGAACUUUUUAACAGGUCGGUUGCACAGUCAUCGAACUGUUGGAAUUUUGGAUUUGGGGGGCGGAUCCACUCAGAUCACCUUCCUGCCUUUAACCAAGAAUACACUGGAUCAGACACCACACGACUUCCUUGCCUCUGUUGAGCUGUUUAACAGCACAUACCGGCUUUAUACUCACAGCUAUUUGGGACUUGGACUGAAAUUGGCUCGACUUGCAGUGCUUGGAGUGUCUGAAGAUAAUGACCAACAGAAGCAGUUCUUUCACAGUAACUGUUUCCUUCAUGGAGUAAAAGGAGAAUGGAGUUUUGCUGGUGUUACUUUAAAAUAUGAAAAGAAAUCUGAUGGGCAAAGCGGGUUUGAUGCAUGCUACUCUGAGAUUCUGCCAAUCAUACAGGAUAAACUUCAUCAGGUCCCUGAAAUGCAACAUAGCCCAUUUUAUGCCUUUUCCUAUUAUUAUGACCGUGCUGCAGAUGCAAAUUUAAUUGAUCACAUGCAUGGCGGUGUCCUUCAAGUUUAUGAUUUUGCUAAAAGUGCUAAAGAAGUUUGUGAGCGCACAGAACAGUCCCCCACCCACAGCCACUUCUUGUGUAUGGAUCUUACAUUCAUUACUGCAUUACUUAAAGAAGGCUUUGGAUUUGAGGAUAACACUUCGCUGCAGUUAACCAAGAAGAUGUAUGAUGUGGAAAUGAGCUGGACCUUAGGAGCUAUAUUUCAUGUCCUACAAUCCUUGCACCAACAAAAGUAGUUCUGUAUCAGUCCUCUAAACAUUUUUAAACCCUAUUUAUAAGUCGCAAAAGUGUCUGACUUUAGUAUUAAACCCAAUUUCAGCUCGUUUCUUGGGUGCAGCACAUACAUAUUUCAGUUCAGUACAUUUUCAUGGUAGGGCGUGCAUUUUGUAUGUGGUUGUUAUAUGUUUUUACUUAAAACAUACCGUAUUUAAAUGUUGCCUUUAGGCUUGUGCCUAAACCCAUGCCUGAAAGUACAUUACCCUAAGCAUGUAAGUUAAUAAGCAUACUCCGUAUGUACAGUAUUUACUUUAUUAUACAAAUAUAAGAUAAUAAAUUAUAUUCUAUCCCUACUUACAAGCCACAGAAUAAAAAAAAGUCAAAGUUAAUUUCAGGGUUAACUACCCUUUUAACAUUAUGAAUAUGCUAAGGAAAAAAAUAGAGGAUCAUUCCCACGGCACUGUGGAAUGGGCCUUUAAUGUGACUUUUUGUACAACCGAAGUCUGAGAAGCUACAGGCAACGAUUAACAAGCAAAAUAAAAACAAAAAAA